This is a messenger RNA of Amoebophrya sp. A25, 2267 nucleotides long. The record is from the annotation of a GenBank genome assembly. Lineage: Eukaryota; Dinophyceae; Syndiniales; Amoebophryaceae.
GUAGUAUGCAUGGCGUGAGCAGCACAAAGAAGGAGGAGAAGUGUUGCUGCCGAUACGAUGCAGUACCAGUGGUCUCUUGUCAAACUAUCCAAAAUCAGUAGCUGCAGCAAAAAUAAACAUCAUCGAUGUGGCGUGGUUAGCACAUUAUACUUAGCAGUCGCAGAUUUUGAAUCAACCACGGUGAGUUUUUAAUUAUCUCGGUUACGGAAGAAAAAGACCAAAAACUGAAGACAUGUUUCCUUCAUCUUCCUCUUCGUCCUCCCACGUCGGUCUGGGUGUAGGACUAGGCGGGAUGGGGAUAAAAGAGAAGCUGAUUACCGAUAAACUGGCGCAUGAUUUCGAAGACAUCGGAGCUGAGCAGGGCUUCGCAGAUGAUGCGGCCGGCGGGCUGGUCGCAGCACCCGGGCUAUGUAGUCUCACGCUCGAGGACGACGACGCGCUGGAACUCAUGAAAGUGAAGGAAAAAAGCAAAGCGUUGAAGGAAAAGACGAUCACGGAUCGCCUAGGCGGAGAAAAGGCGAAAAACAAAAAGCUCAAAGAACAAGGUAUGCAGUGAGCCAGCUUCGUUAAAUGAAAAUGACUUUGCAAUUCGAAUUUCGUUGUGGAGGAGUCUGCCAUCAAGAGAUGAUCGCGUAUCGCGGUCAAUAAGCCGCAUCAAUAAAAAGAUGUAUUUCAUAUAAAUUCAGAGUAGUUUAUAGCUCGCAUGGUGCAUGGAGUGCAUGGAGCACCUGCAGCCUGGUCACGCAUGGGGUGCAUGGAGUGCAUCGCAAGCGUGUAAGGGACGGGCACGCGUAGAGCAUGCCCCGCCGAAGUUGGGUCUGAUAGGUUAGACGCCCGGGGGGACGCUUCGUGAUGUGUCAAGAGGUGACGUUACCGGCGGCGCUGCAGCUGGUUUGUGGGGGGCCCUGAGCUCAGGGAACCAGCUUGCGAGUGAGUGGGCGGGGAGUUGUAGCCGUCGGGAGGUUGUAGCGUAGGCGGGGAGCUGUAGCCCCAACUACGGGUAAGCAAUGCGUCGAGGGGCGCAGCCGGCGGCGCUGAGGCUGAUGCCUUGGCUGCCUUAAGGGCCCCCGCCCGCGAGUGAGUGUCUUCGCUGUCAGGGUUGGUUGAUAGGCCAGACGCACGGGGGGCACUGUCUUGGACGUAAUACGCCCAGGGGUCGCUGGCGGCGCUGCGGCUGCUUUGCUGCUUGGACGGCUUGAGGGCGCCGGGCCCGGGCCGCGAGUGAGCGCGUCGGCCCGAAGGCUCCGCGUAGCAGUCGGAGCUGGGGUUGGCGGAUUAGCCGCCUGAGGUGCCUCCCCGGAGUACCGAGCUGGGGGCGUGUAUACUCUGACAGAUGAGAGGCGCCGGCAGGGCGCCUCGCAAAAUUCUCACGCAUGGAGUAGUUCAUGGAGCACCUGCUCCAUGCUAUUCCAUGUGUUCUAUGCACUCCAUGCCAUGCGCCCGGCGAAACCUUAGAAACUGCUCUGCUAUAUAAGUGGCGUCAACGAGGGUAACCCACUCUCGCAACAUCAGCGGCAAAGUCUCGAGCCGAUCGCGCGGGCCUGAUAUUCCCAGUCGGUAGAAUUCACAACUCUUUGAGGAACAAGGUACCGACGCAGUGUCGCGUCGGUGGCACCGCCGCUGUGUUUCAGGCUGCAGUGAUGGAAUACAUGAUGGCAGAACUGCUCGAACUCUCUGGUAUGAAAUCUUUCCGCUAUGUAUUGCUAUUAUAGUGUGCUCUACGGAAAAUAUGCAUUGUAGCCAGCAGCUCCUGCUUCAACUGACUCCUGCAUUCAGAUUUCUUUCAUUUGAUUUCGUGUGAAGACUCCAAUCAUGCCAGGUAAGCAGGCGAAAAAUGCUAAGCGAAAGGAGAAGGCGCGCAUCACACCGCAAUUCCUCAAUUUCGCAAUCAAGCAUGAUCGGGAAUUCGACGAGUACUAACAAUAAUAUGCCAGAAUCAAUGCAACUGUAAAUGAUAAAUAGAAGUAGCUGUGGCUCACUGAAUUACCUGGCAAUCUAGUCCAUUGUCCUUGGAGUCUCAGUCCAGCCUGAGUUCAACAAGAGAUAGAAGACCCGUGGUUUUCAUGAGAACUGACGUCAACUUUAUUAGGCUCUUGUCGCGCGUUAUGGUUUCCGGUGGUGGCGUACUUCCGAAAAGUGAUUCCGAUUUGAAAAACCUGUACGCAGGGAAGAAAAAAAUGGCGACGAAGAACAAAAAUCAUGUUAGUGGUGCAGCAGAGGACGGCGGAGACGGCGAUGGAGAUAUGCUCGACGCUGGUGUUUUUUGA